AUGGCGGCGGCGGGGCCCGGCUCGGUGCCGGAGGCCCCGGGCGGGUCCGGGGCAGCCCCGGGCGGGCCCCGAGCGGCCCCGGAGGGUCCCGGGGGCGGAACCGGGCCCGGCAGCGGCUCCGGCAGCGGCCGCGGAGCGCCCGGAACCGCGGGGAGCGCCCGGGACGCGGAGGUGGCGGUGGAGAUCGGGGAGACGUACCUGUGCCGGAGGGCGGACGGCAGCUGGCACUCGGCCGAGGUGAUCCAGUCCCGCCUGAACGAGCAGGAGGCGCGCGAGGAGUUCUACGUGCACUACGUGGGCUUUAACCGGCGCCUGGACGAGUGGGUGGACCGGAACCGCCUGGCGCUCUCCAAGAGCCUCAAGGAGGCCGCCCAGAAGAGCUCGGAGCCGUUCCUGGGCGAGCUGGCCGAGCCCGAGAGGAAAAUCACCCGGAACCAGAAACGCAAACACGACGAGAUCAACCACGUGCAGAAGACCUACGCCGAGAUGGACCCGACCACGGCGGCGCUGGAGAAGGAGCACGAGGCUAUCACCAAGGUGAAGUACGUGGACAAGAUCCACAUCGGGCACUACGAGAUCGACGCGUGGUACUUCUCGCCGUUCCCCGAGGAUUACGGGAAGCAGCCCAAGCUCUGGAUCUGCGAGUUCUGCCUCAAGUACAUGAAAUACGAGCGGAGCUACCGGCUGCACCUGGGGCAGUGCCAGUGGCGGCAGCCACCGGGCCGGGAGAUUUACCGCAAGGGGAACAUCUCGGUCUACGAGGUGGACGGCAAAGACCACAAGAUCUAUUGCCAGAACCUGUGCCUGCUGGCCAAGCUGUUCCUGGACCACAAGACGCUCUACUCCGACGUGGAGCCCUUCGUGUUCUACCUGCUCACCGAGGUCGAUCGCCAGGGCGCGCACAUCGUGGGCUACUUCUCCAAGGAGAAGGAGUCUCCGGACGGGAACAACGUGGCGUGCAUCCUGACGCUGCCGCCGUACCAGCGCCGCGGCUACGGGAAGUUCCUCAUCGCCUUCAGUUACGAGCUGUCCAAGCUGGAGAGCACCGUGGGCUCCCCGGAGAAGCCGCUCUCGGACCUGGGCAAGCUGAGCUACCGCAGCUACUGGUCCUGGGUGCUGCUGGAGAUCCUCAGGGACUUCCGGGGCACCCUGUCCAUCAAGGACCUCAGCCAGAUGACCAGCAUCACGCAGACGGACAUCAUCAGCCCAGUGACCAUUGCCAGGGUGCUCAGUGCCAUGAGUUCGAUGGUCACUGCCAUGGGUCAGUGGUCACUCAGGGGUCACUACCACGGCCAGAUGACCAGCAUCACGCAGACGGACAUCAUCAGCCCAGUGACCAUUGCCAGGGUGCUCAGUGCCAUGAGUUCGAUGGUCACUGCCAUGGUGGUCACUCUGCUCUCCAGCCAGAUGACCAGCAUCACGCAGACGGACAUCAUCAGCCCAGUGACCAUUGCCAGUGACCAUUGCCAGGGUGCUCAGUGCCAUGAGUUCGAUGGUCACUCCCAUGGCCAGAUGACCAGCAUCACGCAGACGGACAUCAUCAGCUCAGUGACCAUUGCCAGGGUGCUCAGUGCCAUGAGUUCGAGGGUCACUCCCGCGGUGGACUCCAUCUGCCUGCGCUGGGCGCCCCCGAAGCACAAACAGGCCAAGGUGGCCAAGAAGUGA
Messenger RNA from Camarhynchus parvulus, 1665 nucleotides. RefSeq names its product lysine acetyltransferase 8 (gene KAT8). The transcript is spliced from 14 exons. The coding region runs from base 1 to 1665 and encodes 554 amino acids. Lineage: Eukaryota; Metazoa; Chordata; Aves; Passeriformes; Thraupidae. Gene Ontology annotation, biological process: regulation of DNA-templated transcription. The record is from RefSeq and is a predicted model, not a curated record. Gene Ontology annotation, molecular function: histone acetyltransferase activity.